AUCGCCUUAAUGAUCACACCCUGUAUUGGGCGUUUAUGGGUUAUAGGAUUGAUAUAGCAGUCUAUUUUUUUAAUUUAUUAUCUUUUGUUUUUUAUUUACAGGAUGAUAUUCUUUUCGAGGAAGAAGAACCCAUAGAAUCGUUCAACAUGAUAGAACCGGAGAAACAAAACGGCCAACCAGAUGCCGGCAAGCAAAUGUCUACGCGAAAUCUGUCGCAAGCGCUCAUACAUAACAGCCAAAGUUGCAUGCACUCAUCGCAGAACUUGCGCCAUAACGCAUCUAAACGAAAACUGUCUACUGCUAGGCCGGUGACUAAAGCGACGCUUAGUUCUGCGUCAAUGGCUUUGGAUGGUAUUCCGGAUGGGCGGCGAUUAGGGUCGCAGGAGACAUUUGGGCGACGCCUGAGUACGACUAAGAGAAAUCUUUCUACGACAAGUUUCGCUUACGUUUCGACGCCAUUCCAUGGAUCAACUUUGUCAGCGUUCGAGCAGCCGAAUGAAUUCGCCUCGCAAUUCUCAUUGAAAUCAAUCACUGACAGCGUUGCCGACGUUGCUUAUUGCUGCUUCUGCUGCAAGAAGAAGCAACGAAAACCUAAUAAAUUCUUCGAUGUAUCACUACUUACCGAUCCGGCGUAUUUAAUUAUAAUGCUCGGUGGCAGUUCAGUUGCAAUCUCUGUUACGAAUUUUAUUAUAUUACUACCCUCAUUCGCGCAGAAUAUAGGCAUCGAUAAGUCGCAAGGCGCUCUGUUACUCAGUACAGUGUCAGCGCUCGACCUGGUCGGACGUAUCGGCGGCUCGACGCUUUGCGAUUUAAACAUAAUGCCGAAAUCGUUUUAUUUCGUUGGCGGUUUAUUAUUCUCUGGCAUAAUUCUAGCAUUUAUACCAACGAUGCAAACUUAUACAAUGAUAAGUAUUGCUUGCGCACUAUUUGGGCUGUUUUCGGGGAUUAAUAAUGGCGUAACGACUUUAGUUUUGGCGGAAAUUCUCGGUGUCGAACGACUUAUGUCUACGUACGGCGUCAGUUUAUUUGUGAACGGGUUUUUGCAGUUAAUUGGGCCGCCGAUCUGUGGAUUUUGGUUUGAGCACGAUAAGAAUUAUACAAAUAUGUUUGUCACAUUCGGUUUUAUUCUCAUUGCUGGCGCUUCGUUGUGGCUUUUUAUGCCCUUGAUUCUGAGAAGAAAAAGAAAGAAGUUAACUGCCGGAGUGAGAAUUUAGUAUUUUAUUAUGUUUUGAUCCGAAUUUAAAGUAUUUUUUGAAGCGAUCGACAAUUGUCACUUUUCGAAUGUGGCUUGUUUGGGCGUACUUAAGACGCUUUAUUAAAGAAAGGAAUUGACUUAAGUCAAAAUAUAUACAGUUAUUUUUAAUAUUAGACGCGUAUCCGUUAUACCUAUUUUUUAUUUACUCAAAUAUACAUUGAUAUAUGAUUUUUAUUACUUCAGAUGCACAAAUUAAAUAUUUUUUUACGAUAAAUAGUUUUAAUGUCGCCGAUCAUAGAUUUUCGGUUCUUGUAAAUGUGUGUGAGCUGAGACUUUUUUAUCAUAGUUGCUCGUAAUGUUUUACUUAUACCGGGUCUACAUAUAACGAAUGAUGCUAAACAAUGUUAACGUGUGAAAAUUAAGUGUCUGUGUUCAUUUUUUUUUAUGAUUUUUAUGAAAAUAACGGACAAGACGAGCAUAACGUUCAGCUGAUGGUAAUUGAUACGCCCUGCCCAUUACAAUGCAGUGCCGCUCAGGAUUCUUGAAAAACCAAAAAAAUUCUGAGUGGCACUACAAUUGCGCUCGUCACCUUGAGAUAUAAGAUGUUAAGUCUCAUUCGCCCGUUUUUAUGUUAUAACGAAGAUACUAUUAAUUCCAUCAAAUUGUUCACAUUACAAAUAGCGUUAUAUGAAAUUUGCGUAUGUUGAUCUUUACACUCUUGGCAUACUUGUAGCGCUCGCUUGCGUCGCGUCUCAUCUAUAAACUCGCACAUUUCAUGUCACAAUGACAACACCAGUUUUACCAGUGGGAGGAUCCUUUGCAUAGGAUUCCGGCUAGAUUAUGGGUACCACGACGGCGUCUAUCUCUGCCGUGAAGCAGUAAUGCGUAAGCAUUAUUGUGUUUCGGUCAGAAGGCGCCGUAGCUUGUGGAAUUACUGGGCAAAUAAGGCUUAACAUCGUAUGUCUCAAGGUGACGAGCGCAAUUGUAGUGCCGCUCAGAAUUAUUGGGGUUUUCAAGAAUAAGGUGGUAUCAAUUACCAUCAGCUAAACGUCCUGCUCGUCUCGUCCCUAAGUGUCGUAAAAAAACAUUGAAAUAGUAAUUUUAAAUUCUGGUUAUCAUGUUUACAGAAUUUGAAACAAAACGCACAAUAUAUGUCUAUGUAUCGCUGCAUAAAAA
Molecule: messenger RNA, 2371 nt
Organism: Leptidea sinapis
Lineage: Eukaryota; Metazoa; Arthropoda; Insecta; Lepidoptera; Pieridae
Product: monocarboxylate transporter 12-like
Exons: 1
Coding region: 36-1214 (392 amino acids)
Biological process (GO): transmembrane transport; monocarboxylic acid transport
Molecular function (GO): monocarboxylic acid transmembrane transporter activity
Source: RefSeq, a predicted model, not a curated record